Messenger RNA from Boeremia exigua, 859 nucleotides. RefSeq lists its product as uncharacterized. The transcript has 2 exons. The coding region runs from base 176 to 859 and encodes 227 amino acids. Lineage: Eukaryota; Fungi; Ascomycota; Dothideomycetes; Pleosporales; Didymellaceae. The record is from RefSeq and is a predicted model, not a curated record.
AUAAAAGCAAGCGUGGCUGUCACAUAUCAAGCGCCACGCCUCAAGUCUUACCUGCCAGUCACUCCCUCUGCUGUUGUGCGUGCAUCUCGUGUUCGACGUCCCUCGUUUAUACGUCACGCCCCAUCCGCUCUUUAAACCUCAAUUCCUUGUGGAGAAAUUGUGCAGAUCGCCCGCCAUGCGUCAAUCCAUUGCCCUUCUCUCGCUCGCCGCCAGUGCAGCGUGCGCAGCCGAUGUGGUGUCGUUUGUCUUCCCUGGAGGAUUUGACGGCACCGCACCCGUCGCGACCAUCGAGUCGGCGGGCCCCUCGACGACAUCGGCCGUCAUGACAUGCCCCACGGGCACUCCGGCCGACGAGUGCGGCUUCGCGUCCGGCCUCAACGUCGAGAUUAUCGGCGGCACCCGCUACCAGGCGUCCAUGUCCGCUGGCAGCGUCUACGUGAGCUACGGCUGCGAUGGCUACGACUCGGCCGCCCAGACCAUGACGUGCACCGCCGAGAUGUCGGGCGAGGAUGCGCAGACGGCCGUCCUGUCGGGUUCCGACGUAGCCUUCCUGACCGCCACCGUCGUCGCCGGCGCUGAGUUGCUGAGCGGCGGUGCCAGCGCGACCGCCAGUACCAGCGCCCGCGCCUCUGCAGGCGCAAGUGCCAGCACUUCUGCUGCUGCCUCAAGCUCUGCUGCUGCCAGCUCUGGCAUGCAGACGAGCGCCUCGGCCUCUGGCACCGCCGCUGCCGGCAGCCAGGCGUCGGGCUCUGCCACAUCCACGGCCGGCCCUGCUAGCACCGGUGCUGCUGCAAAGUUCCGCAUCGAGGGCGCUGCGCUGCUCGCUCUCGUUGGCGCCGCUGCCGUCAACGUUCUGUAG